Molecule: messenger RNA, 768 nt
Organism: Neohortaea acidophila
Lineage: Eukaryota; Fungi; Ascomycota; Dothideomycetes; Mycosphaerellales; Teratosphaeriaceae
Exons: 2
Coding region: 186-578 (130 amino acids)
Source: RefSeq, a predicted model, not a curated record
UUUUGACAUAAUUAAUCGACCCUCGUCUACAUCUUCGCAAGAAGAGCAAUACUCGAAAUUGUACAUUUCCUAUCAAAUACACCCUCGCCGGCGUCGCAGAUUCAGAAGUCACAUCCAAUCCAGGCCACUCAACAUCGCAAGGCUGCGUACCUCUAAGUGGGGAAGCACGAGACGAUCGACAAACCAUGUGCGGCGACCACCCCAGUAGACCCAGUCGCGGAGGCGCAAUCGCCAUUCUAAAACAAAUUGGCGCUGCAAAUCCGCAUCACACCAGGUCCGAAAUGUCGAUUCGGCUAGCGGACGAUUUCGAGUCCACGAUUGCGAUGAUUGAAGGUGGCGAGCUGCGCGGUCAACUGGUUGGAGGCCAAUUGCUUAUCCAUUUCGACGGCGAUCUUCGCUCUACGUCCGGGGUGGAAAUGCAUCGCAUUGCCAUACCUGAUCAUUUGCAGCCUGGGAUGCCUUUCCGGUUACGCACGAGGCUGCAGCUGGGUGUGGGAGACGAGGGAAUCAUCGGGCGAAGGGCUUCAUUCAAGGUUGGCGGGAAGGUGGUGAGUGAGGGUGUCGUUGGGUGGGAUUGAGGAUCGAGCAUGCAAGGGGAGUCAUGGCGUUGUUUGAGCGCCUGUUCCAUCGGCCAGGCAGUGUUUUCCAAAGCCUAUGCGGCGUUUUGAGCGAGCUAUAUAGGAGUUUUAUGACUUCUACAAGGACUACAUCGACAGCGCUGUCGUUGCUUCCCACAUUGAAACACCCUCUAGAAGAGUGCCAUGAUGU